Molecule: messenger RNA, 1092 nt
Organism: Lachancea nothofagi CBS 11611
Lineage: Eukaryota; Fungi; Ascomycota; Saccharomycetes; Saccharomycetales; Saccharomycetaceae
Source: the annotation of a GenBank genome assembly
AUGUCAAGCCUGCCGAGUCUCUACAGUCGGCUAUGGACCUAUCACAUAUCAGCUCGUCGUUUGUCCAGAGCACAUAGGUGUUUCCAUGCCGCGAAACCUGUUCUAUCCAGUUCCAUCAGUAGCAGUAACGACAUUUUGUUUAAUGCCACCGCGUCCAUGAGAAAGAACAAAGAAACAGCCAAGCUAAAUGGACCCAGAUCACAUCCAAGCUCAAAUGGUCAAUCAAGAAGAAAGCCCUUCAAGCCGUCCGGGCCAGGUCACAAUAUCAAAAAACGCACAGUUGUUAAAUGGAGCACCGGCAGCGAGAGAGCUCAAAGCGCUGCUAACCACACACUGCAGCAAAUAUUCAAGCUGAAUGAACGUGGGGUGAUUAGGGUUGUGGAUCAAGAAACAAACCAGCUUGAAGAAACCACCAUUUUAACUUGGGCUGCGGGGCUAGAUUUGGGUCAGUUUGGAAUUACUAUCGUCAAUGUGGAGCAGAGAGGCACUUACAGUAUUCCUCUUGUGAAACUUGUAGAUACUAAGACUGCUCUGAAAAAAUAUUCAGACGAGUUGGCUCGACAAAAAGAAGAAGAACUCACAAAGAUGGGUUUCUCAAAUAAAAGGUUAGGCAAGAAGGUCGAAAAAGACAACGGAGAAGAUAACGUCAAGCAGAUCAAGGUUUCUUGGCAAAUUUCCGAUGCAGAUCUUAACAAGCAGAAGGCCAAUGAGAUUACUUCGCAGCUGAAAAAAGGCUAUAAAGUUUUCCUUUAUCUAAACGGCAGAGAGGCACUUAACAAAUCAACUUGGGCCGAAGACAUAGCAAGCCCAGAGUCCGAAAACGACAGCAAUGCUAAGAAGAUCUCAGCUAAAGAACUACAGAGACGUCAAUCAGUCGUAGACUUAAUCGAGGAGAUCGUCGGCGAUUAUGCGCUGCAGCCCUCAGUUGAUGGUAAUAUAGAGUCGAGAUUAAUAAUAAAAUUGACGCCCAAACCGACUGCACAUAAGAAAGAAGACAAAACAGCAUUAAAAGAGGAGCGCAAACUCCAGAGGCAGGCAAAACUACUAAAGAAAGUUGAGAAAAAGAAAGAUAAAGAACCAGAAGAAUUCUGA